AUGUCGAACGACAAGGGCAGCAACAACGGGCAACGAUCAGACGGCAGGAACCACCAGAAGGACUCUGCUGGCAGAUUCGGGAUGGGAACGUCCAACCUGCGACCCACACAUGUACUGGCCAAAAUAAACAGAGACUCGUUUCUGCGAACCCGCGCUUCUAUGAACAUCACGACAGCAUGCUACGUGUACGAGCCGUGGCACUCAUCGAAUCCCAUGAAGAACUGCUUGCAUCAUUACCUGCACAUCGUUGCGCAAGCAAUUGCUCGACUCGUUCGGCUCCAGCAUGCUGGACCUAGGAUAUUAACAUCAAACCCAAUAAGUAUGCACGUGCAGUGA
Molecule: messenger RNA, 336 nt
Organism: Prorocentrum cordatum
Lineage: Eukaryota; Dinophyceae; Prorocentrales; Prorocentraceae
Source: the annotation of a GenBank genome assembly